Frieseomelitta varia is the source of this 2715-nucleotide messenger RNA. It is a transcript of the gene myd, whose product is annotated as 45 kDa calcium-binding protein. The record is from RefSeq and is a predicted model, not a curated record. Gene Ontology annotation, cellular component: endoplasmic reticulum. NCBI's taxonomy places the organism in Eukaryota, Metazoa, Arthropoda, Insecta, Hymenoptera, Apidae. The coding region runs from base 600 to 1700 and encodes 366 amino acids. Gene Ontology annotation, biological process: calcium-ion regulated exocytosis. Gene Ontology annotation, molecular function: calcium ion binding. The transcript has 5 exons.
AGAGAGAGAGAGAGAGAAAGCCACAGAGAGAAAGGACACGACACGAGUGAAAGUGGAUCAAUACGCUGUUAACGUUACGCCAGGCAGCGUGCUGCCGGAGUUCUCCUCUUCGAGACUCGCGUUUUUUGUUGUUAAAGAACAAAGAGCUAUUAGUGCAACAAACAGACCUCGUGCGGUAAAUCCCCUUAUUACACCAGAAUUAUUCCUCAUUGUGCGCCUAAUUUCUGCUCCUUUCUUGUUCAGUGUUUUCCGCCAAGUUCCGAGUGCGCGAGCACCGAGUCGCAGAAUUGCAGAAUUGUUGUCAUUAAACUACGCUGAACUACGUUUGUUGAUGCGUGGUGAAUCAUGAGUAUCCACGGUGUUGUGUCGCUGUAUGCGAGAGCGGUGUUCAACGGUGAGAAAAGGGCCUGUGAGUGACAGAAUCGUGAUUUGUUACUUGUUGGUGAGAGCAGCAUUGUCAGAGAUGGUUCACAUGGGGCUGGACAGAUAGUUAAAAUAAUGAUGAUUGAUCGUUACGCGUAGAGGAAUGGGAAGAUUCCAGUUUUGAAACUGUACAGCGAUGCACGGUGGUUUUGUGCUGUAAAGAGAGAGAACCAGCCAUGAAUCUUUCCUAUUUUGUGCACAAAAUCACCUUCAAGUCAGACCUGCGAUGCUUCCGUUUCCUCCGCUGGACCAUCCUGGUGCCUCCAGUCAUCUACUUGUCGCUGCUCGUCUUCAAGUACAACAGGGACGCGCCUCUGAGGAGCCUCGCGUCCACCACCGCCGAACAAGAUGACAAAGGCCUGGUGAUCGAGAAUCUUUUCAUGGAGCUGGAGGCGGUGACGGCGGACAAGAGGGAUCUGGAGCAUUACAAAGAGAUCGAUCGAGGCAUCAAGGACGCGGAGGAAGCGGAGAACCAGGAGAACCCGCGGACCUUGCUGGAGAACAUAUUUCAAAGAGCUGACACGAACGAGGACCGGCUGUUGGACAUCCAGGAGUUGGCCAAGUGGAUUCACACGAAGAUCACGGAUCACAUCAGCCGAGCUAUGAAAGAGAACGUUGGCUUGUUCACUGCUAUAGAUAACAACCCGCGAAACGGCGAGGUCUCAUGGGAAGAGUAUCACGCGCACUUUCUCAGAUCCCACGGAUUCCCCGAGAGUUAUGUGAGCUCGCACGACAAGAAGCACAGCGACAUGUCGCGCACGUUGAAGGAGAGCAUCAUGAGAGACAGAGCUAGAUGGGCGGAAGCGGCUAGAAACGAUCCGGAGAGACUCGAGCUCGACGAGUUCCUGGCUUUCACCCACCCUGAGAGCAGUCACAGGGCUCUGCUGCAAAUGGUCGAGGACCUGUUUGAAAAAUUCGAUCGCGAUGGGGAUGAACAACUGACGGAAGACGAGUUCUCCGAUCUACCCUCGGAGGGGGUGGGUCUAGACCUGAAGGAAGACAGACGUGAAGCGGUGGGCGGAAGUGACGACAGGCGGAAGGAGUUCAGACAUCUCAUUGACAAGAAUAAGGAUGGAAAAGCGGAUAGAACGGAACUUCUGAUGUACAUAGACCCGAGGAAUCCAAGGCACGCGAUACAAGAGGCCCAACACUUGAUAAGCGUGUCGGACACGAACCUCGACGGGAAGUUGAAUCUGUCGGAGAUACUGAGCAAAAUGGACCUGUUCCUCGGCAGCAAGAUGGUGGACACCGAGAGAAGUUUCCACGACGAGUUUUAAUUGCUCAAUUACUGAGGCGAGGAGCAACUCGACGUUUACACGUAAAGAGAAGAGAACUGAUCAUUUCGAUUAUAACUGACCCUCUGAGAGGGUUCGUCGAAACAUUCGGGCGCCAUUUUGGUACCAAAUCUCUCGAUCAUUAUUAGUGAAACACGAUGAUCUUCUCCGUACGAAAUUGCGAACGAGAGCUCUAUUUUUACUCACGCAGACAAUAUCUAUUAACGAUUUUUGAUAAUAUUGUUAAACGCAUUUGUCACUUUUAAGCAACAGUGACACGAUCAAGUGUCCCCAGAAUGAUUUUCAAUCAGCUCGUAGUACGCUUACGAAUCACGAUCGCGAGCCACGAAUUCAAAUUCGGUGCCCUCUGUUUCGUUUUCAUUCAACGUGGGUGACUGAGGGUGGCUGAGAAAUUUGUUUCCUGAUCAAUGCACUCUCUCUCAUUCUCUGACACAAUAGUUUACGUUUCUCUUCUUCUAGUCUACUUUCGCGAGUCUGGUACAUUUAUUGGGAAGCAUUCUCUAAUCGGUGCUUUCGAAACCUGUCUGUGAUAGUCGUUGUACCGUAGAAUAUCAUUUUUUACACCUGCUUUCGCAGAAGUUAUUUAUUAUCGUACCUCACUGUCAAUUCGCGCACGGAGAGAGGCAAAUUUUCGAAGGUGACGACGAGGAAACAGACUUUGAAAUCCGUCCUGUCAGUGUGGAUCUACACGUCAGCGUCACAAUAGUCAACGACAGAAUAUUCUUUCGAAACGCCAACUUUCAUCGUGCAAAGGUUUCGUGAAAUAUUAUACCUGGUAGCUUUAAUUCGUAACACUAAAAAACUGUUUGUAUAAAUGUGGGUUUUUACGUGUGGGAUCGUAGUGAGUGUAAUGUUGUCUUACGUUGGUCGAGAUCUACAAAAAUGCGAAAGAAACGAAAAUUAUGGACGUUCCAAUUUCGAAAAACGUUACGAACUUGUACUUUGUAGGACGUGUUUUUUUGUACAUUUAUGGUGGCAAUAAAAAUUAUUUAGAGAA